Astrephomene gubernaculifera is the source of this 6053-nucleotide messenger RNA. NCBI's taxonomy places the organism in Eukaryota, Viridiplantae, Chlorophyta, Chlorophyceae, Chlamydomonadales, Astrephomenaceae. The record is from the annotation of a GenBank genome assembly.
GAGCAGCUUCCACUCACCUUACCCUAUAAUGAAUUGGGUUUCUUACUUGUCCAUUAAUCGAAGGCUAGUCGUCUUUCCUUUGCGCACAGACCACAAAACUUCCUUCCUACGUUGCUUAUCUAGAGCCGCCCUAAUCUUAGCUGUUAAAAAGAGCCAACAUCCGAUUAUAUCCCAAGCUUCAUGGAGUUUCUCAUAAAAUGGUUACCGACCUUGCGGAAUCUGCCGUGUAGUUGAGCAGAACCAUCUUAGACUUCUGGAUCGUGGAUUGGACUACUUUGGAAAUCAUAUCCAGCGGCCUUGCGACCGCCCGUUGGCAGGCAGGGCGAAGGACACUUUAUCGACGUAUUUCGGGGCCUUCCCGCUACCAAACGCUUAUCGCGGAGUCGUUACUGCCGGGACACCCUUUGCCCGCGUUCGACUGCGCCGUCGCUACCUGGUGCAGCGGCCGGUAACUACAUGACAAGUCUGGCGAGCGCCCGACAAGUGGCCAGCCUCUAAAAUAUCCCAGCGGGCACGGCCAGGUCCUCAGCACCAGCGUCAGCCCCUGGGGUAACCUCGCCGAUCUUGCCUUCCCAGCAUGCUUUCUAGAUACGUCCCAGGGUGCCUAGCGGAGUUUGCUUGCAGCCACUUAACACAGCUUUCAAGCACCUGCUGCAGCUUAGCGAUGUCCAGCUGCGGCAGCAGCAACGGCUACAGAGGGGUACGGGGGCGUGCACAUGGGUCCUCUGCCCCUCCGCGGAUUUGCCUCUUCUUGUUACUCGCCGCCACAGCCAUUGCCCUUCCCAUGUGCCAUGGCGCCACAACGGCGCCUCCUAAGGCCAAGCCGCUUCCACCGUCUCCCAAACCUCGGCCCCCUCCGCUGAAGGUGGCGGCACCGGCAAACUCGCCACCACCGCGGCCGUCUCCCAAGUUGAAAAGCCCCCCUCCAUCCGCGGCUGCGUCCGUGCCGCCAACAGGCCGCCCUCCGCCGCCGUCCCCUAAGAAAAGCCCGUCCCCACCGACGUCAGCUCUGCCUACUUCCUCGCCGCCGCCGACCAAACAGCUUUCAACGCCGCCGCCGCUGGUUCGCUCGCCGCCGCCGAGGCCCCCUCCUCCGUCACCCCCGCCUCCCAAGUCCUCACCCCCGCCUCCCAAGUCCUCACCCCCGCCUCCCAAGUCCUCACCCCCGCCUCCCAAGUCCUCACCACCGCCUCCCAAGUCCUCACCACCGCCUCCCAAGUCCUCACCACCGCCUCCCAAGUCCUCACCACCACCACCCAAGUCCUCACCCCCGCCUCCCAAGUCCUCACCACCACCACUCAAGCCCUCACCACCGCCUCCCAAGCCCUCACCACCACCACCCAAGCCCUCACCACCGCCUCCCAAGCCCUCACCACCGCCUCCCGAGCCCUCACCACCGCCUCCCAAGCCCUCACCACCGCCUCCCAAGCCCUCACCCCCACCUCCCGAGCCCUCGCCUCCGCCUCCCAAGUCCUCACCACCGCCUCCCAAGCCCUCACCACCGCCUCCACCUCCCAAAUCCUCGCCCCCGCCGCCGACGAAGUCCCCCCCGCCUUUGCCGACUCCCCCGCCGCCGCCGCUGCAGCGGCCACCGCCACCCCUGAAAUCACCGCCACCAGUAAGCUCGCCUCCCCCCGCAAAAUCGCCUCCUCCUCUGAAAUCGCCGCCGCCGCUCAAAUCCCCUCCACCCCUGAAGUCUCCGCCGCCUUCACCCCCGCCGCCACCACCAUCACCGCCGCCGCCGCCGCCUCCCUUAACCCCCGCCGCCCUCCGUUCCCCUCCCCCACCAUCGCGAUCUCCCCCGCCAUCCCAGCUGCGGCCGCCCCCCACUCCGCCGCCCACAUCCACCGUGAAGAACCCGCCGCCGCCCUCCCAGUUCGCGACGUACAAGUCCCUUUCACCUUCCGUGGGUGAUGAGAUCCUGGUCCUCUCCCUGCAGCACGACUCGCGCUACUGGCAGGCAGCGGAGCCGCCGCCCGCAGACGACACCUCCCCGCCGGACCAGCAGCAGCAGAACGGCAGCGAGUGGCAGUUGGAGUUCCCGCCGUACGACACGGAGCAGCGACUGUACUUUGCCGUAUCGCCGUACACUGCGGGGGCGGCGCUGAGUGAUGGCAGCAAGCCGCUGGUGUACCGCCGGCUGGUGAUGGGAGACCAGGUGCCCCGCAUCACCUACACGGCUUUCGAAUCCGGGGACUACGUGAACCUCAUUGGCAGCGAGCGCAUUCCCGCGGCCUCGCCCUCGCCCCCCGCCUCCGCCGCCGCCUCCCCUGUCGAUCUGGCGGAAGGCGCAGACGACCAAUGGGACGCGGAUUACAUCAUCAGCGCUGAGGCGAAUCGCCAGGCGGAGAGUUACUACACGGAUUGGAGCUUCCGUACGGAUACGGCCACAACUCACCCUGUCACGAGCGUUACGUUCAUCCUGAAUGUUUGCGGCAUGAGCAACCCCGUGAAACCCAAGGAUCUGCGGCCGUACUGGUACGGCACCAACAACACGGACGGCCCCUCCAUCAAGCAGUUCUUCGACAGCUGCUCCCGGGGCGCUCACCCAUUCACCGAGGCCAACAACCCCAUCCUGGGCCCCAUCGACAUUCCCUGCAACGCCACCCCCGGCAACGGCCGCUUCUUCGACUCCCGCCGCUGCACCGACCGAGAGGUCUUCGGAUGGGCGCAGUACGCUAUGGACUAUGCGAUCAAGUCCGUGUCCAACUUGACACUCACGCUGCGGCGACCCGAGCGCCGCAUCUUCCUGCUGCCCGACCUGCCCGCGUGCGCCAGCUGGGAGUCCCUGGCGUCGGUGGGGUGCGGCCGCAACUGCCCCAUCUUCCUCAAGCUGAGGAGCGGCAGCACGGGCCGCUCCGUGUCCUCGCAGCUCAUUCACGACCUGGGUCACACCUACAGCAUGUCGCACAGCGCGGCGGACGCGGGGGUGGUCAGCAGUGCGGCGGGCCCGAGGCAGGACGCCUCGUGUCCCAUGGGUCAGGCGGACGAGGUGGGCGGGCUUGUCUGCCCCAAUGCGCCCAACGGGUGGAAGCUCGGCUGGACCACCUCCAUUCGAGGCAGCGGCUACACCCUCACCGCGCCCUACUCCGGCACCCUCGUGCUCUUGCCGGCCAGCAUGGGCGCCGCAAACACCCAGCCAGUGGUGCUGCCCGCCAGCCUGAAAGCAGCGGGGGACCCCUCAUCCUACCGUGACAGCACCUACUACCUGUCAUACCGCGUGAAGGCGUCCAACAGCGGCAGCAGCAGCAGCAGCCGUGGUGGGGUAUACGAUUCGGGACUGGAUUCGAACCUAUCCCUGCAGGUCUUUGUCCACCAGUACGACGGCUCCACCUACCGCCUGGGCACCCCCUUCAAGCCCCGCCUGGUGGGCUCCUCCGCCUCCCUGCAGGGGGACGACUUCGUGCACAUGUCCGGCUGGGCCGCCCGCUACUUCACGCUGCAGGUCCGCAAGCGCGACACCAGCUCGGCAGUCGCGGUGUUGUACCUGUGUACGACACGAGGGGGGGCGCUGCCGGAGUCGGAGGCCAGCGACGGGUGUGACUACUGCUGGGACGGAGUGGACAAUGACUGCAACGGGGUUGCGGAUUUCGAGGAUGAGGCGUGUCAGAGCUGCUACUAGGCUGCACAGCUGCCCACUCCCGUGCUGCUAGCUCCUGCCGCGGUCUCGGUCCAGCAGCGGAGUCGCUGCUGCUGCUCCUCCUGCGACAGCUCGGUGCCUACCUGUGAUUGAUUAGUGCACGGAAACCUGCCACACAAACCUGCCCGCAAUAGCAAUUGUUGUGGUCGGAGAAUGAAACAUGCAGUCGAUAACUGGCAGGCAGGCAGACAGGCAGUGCGGCGCCUACAGCAGCCGCAGCAGCGGCAUUCCGUGUCGCCGUCUCCGCCCGCCGCGAUGUCGGCGGCGCUGCCCGGUUGUUGGCACAGACGACAGCACCUGCCCCUCCACCGCCAGUUCCACCACCUCUGGUCCUCUGCGGCCCUCCUCCAACGGAGGUAUCGCAGCCGGUAGGCAGGCAUCAGCCCGGGGAAGGAAAGGAGGUGCGGAGAGCCGGAGUCUUGCAGGAGGACCGGUGUGGAGGGAAGCAUCCUGCAACCACCGCGAAAGGCCUUUCGGGUGGAAGCUUUACUUGCUCUUAACCAUCUUCUGGUGCCAAAAGUUGUCACCAAAGAGUGUGAAGUCGGCGUACAUUGGGGUGGUGUGUAGCAGCAGAGACAGAAGCUGUGGCAGCAGGACACGUAAGGCAGGAGGGAUGGGCGUGACAUGGGAGGAGAAGCGCCUGCCUCGACGUGCGUUGCGUUGAGAUGAGAGGGGGGCAUAUGCCCUGAGGGUGGCCCUGUGAAUGGGUGCGUUCAUGUUUGGGCGCUUGUGCAUGAAGCCAGCUAGGAGUGGCUGUCUUGGAACGGGUGGCGUGUUGGAAGCCGGUGGAAGCAGCAGAGCGACUGUCCUUGCAGAAAGGAUGUCAGCAAUUAUCAGACUCAUUACUACUAAUUAUAAAUAAAUAUAAGGAGAGGAGAGUGUUGGUGGCGCGCGCGCGCGUGCGUGCAUGAUGAAGUAUGGCUCUGGUUGUGAUGUGAUAUGUUACAUGACAUCCAACGCCAGACCGGCUGGCGAUCCUCAGUUGGCAGUUGGGUUGCGUUCAAACUGAAGAACCGCAUUCACAGCACUGAAGCCAGAACCGCAAGCGGCUCGUCCUUGCAUCCCCCUGAAAUGGCGACUCUCUACCAGACGUAGGGCUGUCGUUGGGAAGGCCCCUGCUGGCUACGGACCCUCGGGGUAUCCUGUCGUUGGUGUUCUGUCGGAGAUGGGAACGUGCGAACGUGCAAGGAGACAUCAGCUUCAUCGUGCCAACACGCCAGUUGCUUGUGUUCAUCUAUGGGUGCUGGUGCUGCGCCGUUGUCGGAAUGCGCUGCCGCUGUUUGCCUACUGUUAAUGCCUCUGCCGAGGGUGUGCAACUGCGCAGGAGAGAGAGAAGGCUGAGACGGUGCCAAGACUUAAUUUGCUCGAGGGAGUGAGGCAUACCUGUGUGGUGUGGCAUGGUUUAGCUUUGGGUUGCGACACGUGCGUGUGUGUUUCCCUGUAGUCUUGGGGGAGAGACUUGUUUCCAGCAAGGGCCGGUGUGACGUGUUGUGACGGUGAAUGCCUGCCCCUCCCCCCGGAAGGGCAUGAAGCAUGGACUGAUAUCGAUUUAUAGCAUGGGCAAGGGGCUAUGUUGUUCAAUGCUGUGGCAUCUUUGUACGCAUCUAUCCAUAUGCUGCGCUGCGCUGCCGGAUUUGGAAUGAAUCAGGCAGCGGAAGGAUUAAAGGGCCGGAAGGGUACCGGUAGUUGCUGUGGAUGUUAGGAGGCGGUUGGGGGGCUUAGUGGACGGAGGUUAUUUGGCAAAUGAUCAAAUGUGUGCAUUCAUUUGCAGUUGCGGUGUUAGGACACGCGGACAUUGUGCUUGUUUCUGAUGUGCGGAACUGGGGUACGAGGUGCGGAGCUGGGGUACGAGGUGCGGAGCUGGGGUACGAGGUACGGAAAAAGGGAGCACCUGCCACCUGCCGCUGCGGUGGUUUUCUGCAUGGGCGACUGGGGGGCGUCUUUAGCCUUCUGUAUGUGUGCAAGCACUUGCUUUCGUGAAUGUGUGUCUAGGUGUUUCCAAAGAACACGUUUCCGCAUUAAGUUUUAGUCGUUGCAUUGAGCCUUAGUGGUGUGUUUGCUAGUAUCUCUUUUCCCAGUUUGCUUAGGUACCGUAUCUUGUAUGGUCCCGUACGUUGUGGUCUCUGGCUGGUUUGCAAAGGCAUCGUCGAACUGUGCGCCCAAACACAUGCACAUUGGGACGCCGUUGCUCCGAGCUGCCGGCGUUAAGAAACCGUUACAAAACCGUUGGUUUGCAUUCAUUUAGCUGCAUGUUGGGUUAGGCGGGCUGCGGGCGGGAAGAAGGCGCGCCGCGCAUGCAAUUGGACCUAUGUGACGACCUAACGAGUGUACUGUUGGACAUGUACUCCGAAUGCAGUUGGGACGUUAGUGCCCCAUUAGCAAAUGGGGCCCCGGCAUGGGCUGUAAAUUAAGG